Molecule: messenger RNA, 2935 nt
Organism: Gryllus bimaculatus (two-spotted cricket)
Lineage: Eukaryota; Metazoa; Arthropoda; Insecta; Orthoptera; Gryllidae
Source: the annotation of a GenBank genome assembly
AUGUUUCCGCUUCCACUCGCAUUCACCGAAGAUCACGUGUCAACCAUCAUGGUGCUCGAAAAAAAUGAAGCGAUAAUUGAUAACAGCGCAUUGGAGUUGAAGCUACCUCUCGGUGAAUCUCUCAGCAAUGGAGACACCAAGAUGGCAGUGGUGGCGACGGACAUCCCACGAAACAAUGAGUCAUCCAUGGUCUUGACUCCGACCGAUGACCACCCGCGAAUGGUGCGCCACCCGACUUCGUACCUGGAGACGCUGACGCACCUGCUGCGCGGGAACAUCGGCUCGGGGCUGUUCGCCAUGGGGGACGCCUUCCGCAACGCGGGGCUGCUGCUGGCGCCCGCCGUCACGCUCUUCCUGGGGGUCAUCUGCGUCCACAGCCAGCACCUGCUGCUGAAUGCGUCUCGGGACAUGGCCGCCCGCACCAAGAAGUCCGGCAACCCGCACUUUGCGGAGACCGUGGAGCUGUGUUUCAAGACGGGGCCGAAGGCGACACAGCGCUACGCUCGGUUCGCCAGGAUUUGUGUGGACAUAUUUUUGUGCGUUACUCAACUUGGAUUCUGCUGUGUUUACUUCGUCUUCAUUGCAGAAAAUAUAAAACAGGUGGUUGAUGUGCGCUUUCCAGACUAUCAAUUAGAUCUCCACUUGCACAUGUUGUUCGCGUUUGUGCCCAUCCUACUAUCCUGUUGGAUCCGCAGCCUGAAGUACCUCGUCCCGCUGACGAGCAUAGCCAACAUCUUGAUGGCAGCGGGCAUCGUGGCCACGUUGUACGUUGUCGUACAGGACUUGCCCCCUAUCUCUUCCCAGGAAUAUGUAGCCCACUGGAGUACAAUGCCUCUUUUCUUCGGGACAGCGAUCUACGCCUUUGAAGGCAUAGGAUUGGUGCUGCCGCUCCAGGAGCAGAUGAAGCGGCCCGCGCAGUUCGCUUCGCCGCUGGGGGUGCUGAACGUGGGCAUGGUGUGCGUGGCGGCGCUCUUCAUCACCAUGGGCUUCCUGGGCUACCUGCGCUUCGGGGACAAGGUGCUGGGCAGCAUCACGCUCAGCCUCCCGCAGGACGACCUAGUGUCUCAAUGCAUCAAACUGGCGAUUGCGUUGGCCAUUCUCCUGACAUAUGCUCUACAGAUGUACGUCCCCGUAAGUAUUAUAUGGCCCGGAGUCGAGAAACGCUUCGGACCCUUCCGCUAUCCAGUCUUCGCUGAACUGCUUUUCCGCAGUCUGCUUGUGAUACUGACAUUCGUGCUGGCCGAGGCGGUACCUGAGCUGGAGCUGGUGAUCUCGCUGGUGGGCGCGGUGAGCUCGUGCGCGCUGGCUCUGCUGUUCCCGUCCCUCAUCGACAUCAUCUCCCGCUGGGAAGAGGCCGAUCCCUGGCGCCUGCGCCUGUGCAAGAACUCCUUCAUAUUCGUGGUGGGGAUCGUGGGCUUCCUCACCGGCACCUACGCCAGCGUCUACUCCAUCGUGGAGAAGCUGGCAUGAAGGCCAGGAUCGGAGCCCUUGUGUGGCGUGGAAUAGGGACCUGCUCGAGCUCGCUUUCGUUCACCAGUCACUGCGCUCCCGCCCGAGGGCCUCGAAGCAGCCGGUGGCCAGCGCCAUGGCGUGGAUCUCUACUCUGUUGAAUUCGUGUACUCAUGCAAAGUGACGUACAGUUGUGAUUUUCCAUUCGAUUACCAUGAGUAUUUGUACAAUCGAAACAAGCUGUGUUUAAAAAUGGUAUUAGUGUAAUAAUACCACUGAAACCACAAGGUUUAACACUUCCUAAAUAUGACCAUUUCAAAUACGCCAUUUUAGGUCAAAACUCUUACGUACAAAAAAAUCAUAAAUUGUAUGUACACGUUAAUACUUUCACCAUCAUCAGCAAUGAAGGAAUCUUAAAAUACUGCUUGGCAGUAAUACAACGCUAGAGGUUACGUGCCUUUUCUUUGCAUGAAGACUUAAAUUUUUCAUUAAAUGAGACUCGUACAUAAUAUUGAUAUAAUUCAUCAAUGUAGUCGCAUCACCGUUGUAUCAAUAGUGUAUUUAUGUAAUAUUGUUAAAAAGUAGGGUAAGUGGUACUGUUUGUGGAAGAUUUUGUAUAAAAUGACGUAUGGAUUCCUCAAGUGAAAAAAUGUACAGAAUUAAUUCUAUAACAGCAACUUUCAUUCUUAAGAAUGUAUAUAAAGUACGAUCCACAAGGCAUAUGUACAAAUAGAAUGAAGGGAAUAUCAAUGACAUGGAUUGUAUAUACAGUUUGUGUUUGUAAUUAGGUAAUCUCAUAAUGUAAUUAAUUCAGUGAGGACAUUCUUUUUCCUUUGUUUUCCAAACGUCGACCAGUAAAUUUCGCCUUUAUUUAUUUAUUAUCCGUAACAAUAAAUAUAAGUAGCUAUUUUUAUGAAUUCCCAGUUGACUUGUAACUAGCUCUUGAUUUUCAAUUUUGUUUGGCUUUUAUUUCUCAAAAUAUUUUAAAUAAUAUAAAGAAGUAUGUUAUUAUUUGUUGGCAAUCAUUUUUACUAAUGAAAUGUACAAUAAAUCACUUAUAUGAACGCAAAUAUUUUCCAUGCCAAUCGGUAUGUUCUGAGACCAAUUCUGUAUAAAGCAAAAUUAAAUAUGCAGUGUAAACAAGUUGAACCAGAGGACCACAAUACGUCUAGCCAUUAGGAUUGGUUUGUCUUGUGGCUUAAGGAAGUAAUUUAGUGUAAAUAUAAUGUCACUUAUGAAUCGAGUGGUCAUUUUUAAUUCAUCUGUCAAUUAAUGAGAUAUAUCAAAAUUUAAUUUACAUUUGAUUAUUCUGUCAUUAGCUUUGUCUCUUCAAGAGAUAUAUGUUAAAAACACAUUUUUUUUACUCUGUGUAUACAUAUUGGAAUACUGUGCAGCUGUAAUGACAUGGAAAGUCAAAGUUCCAAGAGUGAUUUUGUUUUAUUUGUAAAUAAAAAACACUAAUGUAUUAAAUUACGUAUAUUUUCUU